Messenger RNA from Phyllopteryx taeniolatus (common seadragon), 3268 nucleotides. RefSeq lists its product as uncharacterized. The record is from RefSeq and is a predicted model, not a curated record. NCBI's taxonomy places the organism in Eukaryota, Metazoa, Chordata, Actinopteri, Syngnathiformes, Syngnathidae. The coding region runs from base 719 to 2584 and encodes 621 amino acids. The transcript has 13 exons. Gene Ontology annotation, molecular function: protein binding.
AAAUAAAGCAUGGAAGGAAGCAAGGAAGGUCUUGAAGUUGGUCGAGGAGACUUGAGCGUGAUGGUGGCUUUUGAAGAGAUAAGACGAGCACGCACACACUGACAGUUUGGUGCGCGCGCACACUGCAGAGGCGUGCGGGAGGAAGAAGGUGGAACAACGGGAUUUCGCAAUUGUCUGGCUUUUUAUUUGUCACGUGUUACCGAGCCGAGCCGAGCCAGGACCCCGCCCGGAUCAAGGCAGGGCAGCACCUGCACGAUCUGCAGGAUCGUGCAAUCUGCAUGAUGAUUGGCGAUAUGUGAUGGGAUUUACCCGUUUGGAUGUUUGAUUGAUGACGGGACAGCUGGGUCGGUCCCCCCCACCUUUCUGACCAUCCACGACCCCCCCACCCAAGCAGCCCCUGGCACGGAUUCUUUGGCUGUCCUCACGAUGAUGAGUUAACACCGCAGCCAUGCCGUUCUCUCUCUACGCUGGAGUCUAUGCGCAAUAUACAAUAGAUAGAACAAUCAUGACAUGGCCGCCAAGUCAAUGCCCCGCAUUCAACAUGGCCGCCAGGCCGCCGACGGACACCCGGACAAGCCGAUGAUGGCCCGGUGCUGCCUUUAGCUUCGUCUCCGCAGCCACGCUCACGUGAAGAGGACCGCCCCCUCCGUCGCCGCUCAGGUUGUGUUUUGGUGUAUGACCGAGUGUGUGCGUGCGUGGUGCCAGCAGGAGCGUGACCAUGGGGGGCCCGUCGCCGCCCCCGCUGCUCCUGGUCCUCCUGGCGGCGUGCUGGCUCGUCCGCCUGGGCGCGUCGUCGCCGUCGUCCAUGUUGUGUCCCAAGCGCUGCACGUGUCAGAACCUCCUGCCGUCCUACACGGUCCUGUGCGCUAAGACGGGUCUGCUCUUCGUGCCGUCCAACAUCGACAGACAGACGGCCGAGCUGCGCCUCAUGGACAACUUCAUCACUACGCUGAGGCACCGAGACUUCGCCAACAUGUCCAGCCUGAUCCACCUGACGCUGAGCCGUAACACCAUCAGUCAGAUCCGCCCGUUGGCCUUCGCCGACCUCCAGAAUCUCCACGCCCUCCACCUGGACGCCAACCGUCUGACCACGCUGGACGACGCCCACUUCCAGGGCCUGGUCAACCUGCGCCACCUCAUCCUCGCCAACAACCAGCUGCACCGCAUCUCCCAGGGAGCCUUCCAGGACUUUCUGGAGACACUGGAGGACUUGGACCUGAGCUACAACAACUUGGUGGACGUCCCGUGGGAGACCAUCUCCAUGCUGGUGAGCGUCAACACGCUCAGUCUGGACCACAACCUCAUUGAGAGCGUUCCCGAGGGAAUCUUCUCCAACCUGCACAAGCUGGCCAGGCUGGACAUGACGUCCAACAAGCUGAAGAAGAUCCCGCCCGACCCGCUGUUCCUGCGCAUCCCCGUCUACGCCAAGAUGAAGGGCUCGCCGCUGACGGCCUUGGUUCUGAGCUUCGGUGGGAAUCCGCUGCACUGCAACUGCGAGCUAGUUUGGUUACGGCGGUUGACCCGCGAGGACGACCUGGAGACCUGCGCCUCCCCGAGAGACCUCGCCGGGAAGUACUUCUGGACCAUCAGAGAGGAGGAGUUUGUGUGUGAGCCUCCGAUGAUCACUCGCCACACAUCCAAGAUGUUUGUGAUGGAGGGCCAGGAGGUGAGCCUGCGCUGCAAGUCCAUGGGCGACCCGGAACCGUCCACCCACUGGGUGAGCCCCGAAGGGAAACUGAUGGGCAACACGUCGCGCGUCGUCUGCUACGAUAACGGCUCGCUCGACAUCCUCAAGGCUUCCGUCAAGGAUUCGGGAAAGUUCACGUGCAUCGCGUCCAACGCGGCCGGCGAGGCCACGGCGCCGGUGGAGCUGGUGGUCAAACCCUCGCCGCAUUUCGAUCCCAAGCCGGAGGCGGACCCCGGGCCCUCGGACAUCCCCACGUCCAUCAAGUCCAACACAAGCUGGGGUCAGGCGCGCGUCACCCGGCCGCGGGUCAGCGUGUCCGAGCUCACGUCCAGCAGCGCCCUCAUCACGUGGCCCGCGCAGAACCACAUUCCCGGCGUGCGCACGUACCAGAUCCAGUACAACAGCUCCGCCGACGACGUUCUCAUCUACAGGAUGAUCCCAGCCAAUCACAAGCACUUCCUGCUAAGCGACCUGGCGUCCUCCCGCGACUACGACUUGUGCGUCCUCGCCGUCUCCGAUGACGGCGUCAGCGCCUUGACCGGAACCAAGAUGGUGGGAUGUGUCGCCUUUGCCACGGAACCGGAAUACGGACGAUGUCACUCCAUACGUGACCAGUUUUUGGGCGGCACCAUGAUCCUGAUCCUGGGUGGCAUCAUCGUGGCGUCCGUUUUGGUUUUUAUCUUCAUCCUGCUGAUGAAAUACAAACUGCACAGCAACCAGGACCACAAACGCAACGCCCGACACGCCCACGUCUGCUCACAGACCAAUGGGGGCGGAGGGGGCGGAGCCAACUCCCUGCCACCUGUGGGACAAGGUGCUCGCAAAGGCUGCCGACCGUCGCCUGUCGGGGAUCUAAACGCCGCCCACGUCGACGGCGACGACGACGCCUCGCAAUAACAAACAUCAUGAACUGUCAAUCAAAGCCAAUAUUCCACAGCCCCUCCCCCUUUUCCCUUCGGUUCGCCGAGCCGGGCGGGGCAGUGAGGAGCGACGCCCGGCACUGGUGCCUUCCUGGUCACAAGGUCUACGUGACGAUCCCUCUGUCCCCCCAAACCCAGAAACAAAGGGGGUUUACACCAGAUGGUCUGGUCCAACGAGGAUUUCUUUGGACUCUUUGGACUUUUUAGAUGCCCCGACGCCGCUCGGCCCCUUCGGCAGCAUCCGCGACGCCAAAGUAAACAAUGUCCCGCCAGAGAAUAUUAUUCCAUGAAGAACGUUCCGUAAGCGACAUCCUGUAAAGAGCAGCCAAUAAGGAACGUUCUACUAAAAACGCUCCAUAAGGAAUGUUUUGGAAGAAGGUUCUGUGAAGAACAUCCCCGCAGAACGAGGAGGUCUUCGAGUCUUCAUAUUUGUGUCACUUUCUGUCUAGCUCUAUAGUGUCUGAAAGGGUUUGAACGGGUUCUGGAACGAACGAACAAACUAACUAACUAAGAAGUUCUCCGUCAGCUAAUCAUGUUCAGCACACUGGAGCUCUUCUGGGUUGCUUUGAUACUCAGCACAACACUUCCCCCUGUUUGCUUUCACUGAAAGACAAAUGUGGGACUUGUAAAGAAAGAAAUAAAACAAAUAUUUUUAUUGGAA